This is a messenger RNA of Aspergillus pseudoviridinutans, 708 nucleotides long. RefSeq names its product NfeD family protein. The record is from RefSeq and is a predicted model, not a curated record. NCBI's taxonomy places the organism in Eukaryota, Fungi, Ascomycota, Eurotiomycetes, Eurotiales, Aspergillaceae. The transcript is spliced from 2 exons. The coding region runs from base 1 to 708 and encodes 235 amino acids.
AUGGAUAAAAGGGCCGGUCUCGGAUCGGACCAGGAAGAAGUUGACGAAGCUGAUGAAUUGGCCUCGGCAACACCGCUCGAAAAACCGCCAGCAAGGUAUAAUAAUCUAGCGACAGCAUUGGGCGCAAUCGGCACCCUGGGCGGCAGUAUCACGUACGCGACAUUACUACAGCUCGGCGUGAAUUGCAACGAUCAGACCAUCCGAAGCCUUCUUGGAUAUGCCUCCGUUCUAUUCUUCGGCAGCCUGUUUACAAGCGUACCUGUCAUUCUGGUCGUGGGGGACGCCGACGAGAACCAGGAUUUACCCUCCCGUACAGUUUGGGUUCUGUGGCUCCAGCUAUUCUUUGCCGCGAUUAUGGAUUCCGUGGCUUAUAUUUGUUUGCUGCUGGUCGUCCUGCAGAUUGCCCUACCAGGACCGUAUUUUGUUGGAUUUGCAAUUUCCGUCGCUGCCGUGCUUUGGUGUAUGAUUGCGCUAUUGGGGUUGAUUCGUCUCUAUGCCUUUAUCCAUCAGAUCCUUAUUUUUGCAAUCCUGCUUAUUGUUACGGCCCUAGUGCCCGUGAACAAAAUUCCGCUCGUCAAUCACUUGAACAGGACGCAUCCGAAUGAUUCUUGCUUUUCUCCACCUCCAGCUGUUAACUGCUGUUGCUCAUUUAAUACUACCAUCGAGGUCGACCCUACCAUUGAGCUCAAUCUCACUGAUCCAGGGUGA